GCCAGGCGUGGGGUCCGCGGGGCGCAGGCGCGCGGGGGCCGCCGGCUCACCCUGCGUGUCUACCAUGUCUGACCACGCGGCGGCCACGCAGGACCCCAGACCCAGCUCGGAGCAGGAGCAGCAGAACGUGGUACAGCGUGUGGCAGCCCUGCCCCUGGUCAGGGCCGUCUCUGAUGCCUACUGCUCCACCAAGGACCGGCACUGGGUGCUGGGCUCUGCCUGCCGCCUGGCUGAGCACUGCGUGUGCGGUGUCACCACCAGAGCACUAGACCAUGCCCAGCCGCUGCUUGACCACCUGCAGCCCCAGCUAUCCACAGUGAACCACCUGGCCUGCAGAGGCCUGGACAAGCUGGAGGAGAAGCUGCCCUUCCUCCAGCAACCUUCGGACACGGUGCUGACCUCGGCCAGGGACACGGUGGUCAGCGGGGUCAGCGGGGUGACCGGCCUGGCCCAGCGGGGCCGGCGGUGGAGCGUGGAGCUUCGGCGCUCGGUGAGCCACGCCCUAGACGUGGUGCUGGGCAAGUCUGAGGAGCUGGUGGACCACUUGCUGCCCGCGACCAGUGAGGCUCUGGAGGCCGAGGCCCAGGGCCCGGCGGUGGCGGAGGCCGAGGCGGCGGAGGCGGCCUCCACGGAGGAGCAGAGACACCAGCAGGGCUACCUCGUCCGCCUGGCCUCCCUGUCAUCCAGGAUCCGCCAUCUGGCCUACGAGCACUCUAUAGGGAAACUGAGGCAGAGCAAACACUGCGCACAGGAAAUGCUGGUCCAGCUGCAGGAGAUGCUGGAGCUGAUCCACAGAGUGCAGGACAGGGCAGCCCUGCCCGCCAAGGUCCAGGAGCCCCGGGGGGACCGGAGCCCGAGCCCCCUGCAGAACGGCCACUGCGGCCAGGUGGAGCUGGAGGGGCUGGCGGCGGAGCUGGCGCGCGCGGUGGAGGCGCUGGCGGAGGCGCUGCCCCCCGGCGCCCAGGCCCGCGUGGCGGCGCUGCGGGCGGGCGUGGCGGCGCUGCGGGCCGCCCUGGAGGACGCGCGGGGCCGCCACGGGCAGCCGCGGCCGGCGGAGGUGCCGGUGGGGCCGGCGCUGGCGCUGUGGGCCGGGCCGCUGCCCUGGCUCCUCGGCCCCUUCGCGCCGCUGCUGGUGGAGCGCGCGGAGCCCAUGCUGGACCUGGUGACCUGCGUGGACGAGGUCAUCGGGGACCCCGACCCGCGCUGGGCCCACAUGGACUGGCCGGCCCAUCAGAGGGCCUGGGCGGCCGGGCAAUCCCGGGCAGCGGGGGGCACCCCGGGGGACCCCGAGCCCCCCAGCCCCCGGAGUUCACACACCCUCAUGCCCGAGCUGGACUUCUGACGCUGCCCGGGCGCUGCUGACCCUCGGCGGCCGCCGGGCACCCCACAGCGCCAUCGCCGCUGUCCCCAACAGGCCACUGCUGGGCCUGGCGGCCUUGCCUGUUACCCCAGCUGGGAAGGACCCCCCCACCCCAGAGAGGGGGCCAGGCAAAGCCUCAGCCCAUCACCAGACCCUGUCUCUACAAAGGGAACUGAGCCGGGCGCCGUGGCUCACGCCUCUCAUCCCAGCUCACUCAGGAGACGGAGGUGGGAGGCUCCUGGUUCAAAGCCAGCCCGGGCAGGAAAGUCUGUGAGACUUUCUCCAUGUCAGCAAAAAGCCAGA
Dipodomys spectabilis (banner-tailed kangaroo rat) is the source of this 1663-nucleotide messenger RNA. RefSeq names its product perilipin 5 (gene Plin5). NCBI's taxonomy places the organism in Eukaryota, Metazoa, Chordata, Mammalia, Rodentia, Heteromyidae. The record is from RefSeq and is a predicted model, not a curated record. Gene Ontology annotation, cellular component: cytosol; lipid droplet. Gene Ontology annotation, biological process: lipid storage; positive regulation of triglyceride storage. Bases 65 to 1342 code for a protein of 425 amino acids. The transcript has 8 exons.